AUGGCGCCUCCCGCCUCUGCAUCGGCGCGGCCGCUAUCCCUCCCCCUCACCGUACCUCUCUCCCGUUACCGCUCCCAUGUGCUCCCCGCAACCUGCUAUCGCGUCUUCCCCCGGCGCCGCGUCGCGCUCGCGCCGGCCCGGCCUGGCGCCGCGCUCCUAUCCAGCCUCAGUGACGCGCGGGAGGACGAGGAGGAGGAAGAGGAAGGGGAUUUCUAUGAGGAGCAUGAGCAACAGGAAUACGACGGUGAGGAGGAGGAACAGGGUUACGACGCGGAGAACGAGGAGCUGGUCGAGGUGGGAUACGUGUCCGGCGCGCACGGGGUGCGCGGCGACGUCCUCGUCACGCCACGCACCGACUUUCCGGAGCUCCGCCUCGCCACGCCGGGGACGAGAUGGCUGAGGGCUCGGGCUGCUGGGAAGCAGCAGGUCAGGGAAUUCAAGCUUGUUCGGGGAAGGGCCCACACGGGGAAGAAGAGUUGGAUAGUCAGCUUUGAUGGCGUCGAUAACCUGGACGAGGCUAGGCAAAUAGUUGGUUCGGCUGUACUUGUGAAAGCUGGAGAUAGGCCAGAAAUUGAGGACGAUGAAUUCUAUUCACUUGACCUUGUUGGAAUGAGAGUUAUUGUGAAGGAUACAGGCAAGCUCGUUGGAACAGUUGGUCAGGUUUUCAAUUUCGGAGGUGGAGAUCUUCUACAGGUGAUGAUUGGCUCUGCUGAGGGUACUGCUGUUGAUCAAGAUUCAGAAAGUCAAGAUUCAAUUUCAUCACGUGAGCAUGUGUGGAUACCAUUUGCUGAAGAUAUUGUACCUGAUGUUGAUAUGGCAAGCAGAGAAAUGUGGAUUACACCUCCGAAGGGGUUACUUGAACUCAAUUCUCGUUCUGAUAAGAGGUCGAAGAAAGAAAGGCGUGCGAUGGAGUGGAAGGACAGGAAGAGACUUCAACGUCGUGUAAUUGCAGGAAAGAAGGUGCUCUCUGAAAUGGACCAGGUCCAUGUUCUGGAAGGUUUGGUAUCAGGGGACAAGAUCCAAAAGGCAUCACUUGCAGAGCAGAUUGGGAGCAUUGACUUUCAAUUGUUCCGACAUGCAGUGCAUUGUGCUAGCAAACAGAUUGAGAGCUCUUCAAAGAAUUUGCUGGCUAACUCUUCACUGUCAAGAAAAAAAGUGGUCAAAAUACCAUAUAAGACUCUCAUCAACCUUGGGGACAAAGCUGAACAUGCUGCAUUCAGCAGUGAAUUCAAAAAUGGUCUUGAGAUUCUUCUGAAGUCCAAAGCAGCUAUUGUACUUGUUAGAAAUGGCCCUGACUCUGAUGCCGAGUUUCUGAGUUUGCUCAAUUCUUUUAGUGAGUUAAUGAAGGUUGUAGAAAAUAAAGUUUCUCCCCCUUUUAUUAUCGUUUCCCCAGCUGGUCAUGUGGAAUCAGUUAGGAACUGCCUGGUAGAGAAUGACUAUUUUGGUUUGGACACUCAAAAGGUGUGGGUGCUGGAAGAGCUGGAGCUUCCAGUUGUCAGUAUAUCAUCCGAGGGAAACAAAAAAAAGGUUCUGAUGAAGUCUCCCUGGGAGAUAAUAAAAAAACCAGCAGGAUCCGGUGGUAUCUUCAGCUUACUAUCAUCAAACAAAAUAUUGGAAACCCUUAAUGAAAUGGGUGUGCAGUAUACACAGAUCUGCAGCUCAUCCAACAGGCCAUUCAUCGGGCACCCUUUGCUCUUUGGGGCUGUUGCUUCCCGCGGGGCUGAUGUUGGUAUCCAGCUCUCCAAGACCGGUGAUGAAACGGAAGACGAUUUCGACGUGAUCCUUUCCGUCGACCAGCUGAACAAGACGUGCCGAGAUGUCACUCAGGUCAGAUUCUCCGCUCUCCCGGAACAGAACGCGCACGGCGAGCAUGUCGACGGCCAGUGGGUCGCGGUCCAGCCGGAGGUGGCGAAUUCCCUUCGCCUGCAGGCCGAGGUUACGAGUGUCUUAAACUCUUGCGCUCCUGAUAAGCUGUGUGUCAUGGAGAUUGUUGAGCAAUAG
This is a messenger RNA of Miscanthus lutarioriparius, 2001 nucleotides long. The record is from the annotation of a GenBank genome assembly. Lineage: Eukaryota; Viridiplantae; Streptophyta; Magnoliopsida; Poales; Poaceae.